CGUGAGGACAGUGUGGGUCCCGCAUAGAGGCAAGCAGGCUUCCGGCGGUGCAGCGUUAAGAGUGGGGGACCCUUUCGCAGGCCUACAGGCGACAUACUUUGAACCCGGUCCCUAAGACUGGCCCCACCCCCAGAGGCUGGUCCCGGUCAAGCGCGCAGGCGCAGGGGGCGUGCCCGGGCCGCACCACACCGCGUGCGGCCGCGGCGCACCGCUGCUAUGGGUCCACUGCUGGCGGCCGCGGGCGAGGGGCUGGUGCGUUACCUGGUGUAUUUCCAGUAUGUGGGCACGAACUUUAACGGGGCCGCGGCAGUCAGAGGCGCCCAGCGCGCCGUCGGCGUGCAGAACUAUCUGGAGGAGGCCGCAGAGCAGCUGAACUCUGUGAAGCCAAUUAGGUUUACCCUGUCCAGCCGCACGGAUGCCGGGGUUCAUGCACUCAGCAACGCAGCGCACGUAGACAUCCAGCGAAGCCAGGGCAGGCCGCCUUUUUCCCCCGAGAUCUUGGCCCAGGCCCUCAACACCCACCUGAGGCACCCCGCCAUCAGAGUCCUACAGGCCUUCCGGGUGCCCAGUGACUUCCAUGCCCGCUAUGCAGCCACCUCCAGAACAUACCUGUACCGCUUGGUGACAGGCUGCACCUGCCAGAACCACCUGCCAGUGUUUGAACGGAAUCUGUGCUGGGCUCUACCAGCAGACUGCCUGGAUGUGGCUGCCAUGCAGGAGGCCGCUCAGCAUCUCCUUGGGACCCAUGACUUCAGUGCCUUCCAGUCGGCUGGCAGCCCAACUCCAAGCUCUGUUCGCACACUGCGCCACAUAUCAGUGUCCCCUGGCUUGGCCAGCCCCUUUGUCCUUUCCCAGGAGAGCAGGAGGCUGCAGUUCUGGACCCUGGAGUUUGAGAGCCAGUCUUUCCUGUAUCGACAGCCUUGGUUGUGGUUACAGGUUCGGAGGAUGACAGCUGUGCUAGUGGCUGUGGGGCUAAGAGCUUUGAAGCCAGUCCACGUGAAGGAGAUUUUGGAAAGCAGAGACCCUCUGGGCAAGUACCAGGCUCGAGUUGCCCCAGCCCGGGGCUUGUUUCUGAAGUCAGUGAUCUAUGGGAACCUCGGGCAUCCUGGUAAGAGGAGGUGGGCUGGUAAGGAGUCCGUGGUUUGCACCUCACUGAAUCCUUCCCAAGGCUAAGUUCUCACUGGGGGAGGGAGUUCUUGGUAUCAGUCAAAGCCCUCCUGUUGUCCUGGCAGAUGGAAAUCCCAUAACCAGUGGGAUGGGCAAGCAUGUCCUGGAGUGAGCUGCCUCUGUUUCUGAGGUCCCAUGAACAAGAUCACAGAGGGCAGGGUGGCUUUUUGGCGUUGGCUUCUGCCCCAGGCUGAUUUAUGAUUGGUCCACAGGUACAGCCUCCUAUACCCUACAGGGUCCACAGUGUGGAAACUGCCAGUGAUUCUGGAUGUCAUGCCAUGGUUAUUUGGCCCAGCUGCUGGACCUCACUGGGUUCAUUUGACUCAGCAACCUGGAGCUACAGCUGUCCUGCCUGUCCCCUGUACCCCUUUGGCCUCCACUCACCACCUGGUUUCUGCCCCAGAGUGUGGUGGCUCAGGCUGGGGUAUAGAAGACAGGUGUGACACCCCAGUGGCCUUUGGUCCUGUGGCUCUGGGAGUACCCCCCACUUCUCCCUCAGGGACUAGGAAUAAGAAUAAAAAGUGAAGUGGC
Cavia porcellus (domestic guinea pig) is the source of this 1698-nucleotide messenger RNA. It is a transcript of the gene Pusl1, whose product is annotated as pseudouridine synthase like 1. The record is from RefSeq and is a predicted model, not a curated record. The coding region runs from base 217 to 1173 and encodes 318 amino acids. Gene Ontology annotation, biological process: tRNA pseudouridine synthesis. Lineage: Eukaryota; Metazoa; Chordata; Mammalia; Rodentia; Caviidae. The transcript has 7 exons. Gene Ontology annotation, molecular function: RNA binding; pseudouridine synthase activity.